Molecule: messenger RNA, 252 nt
Organism: Aspergillus welwitschiae
Lineage: Eukaryota; Fungi; Ascomycota; Eurotiomycetes; Eurotiales; Aspergillaceae
Exons: 2
Coding region: 1-252 (83 amino acids)
Source: RefSeq, a predicted model, not a curated record
AUGAAGUACACAGACGGCCAAGUCACCUAUUCCUCCUCGCAGAUCAUCGACCUAGAGGCCAACAACCAUAAACCCUCAAUGGAAAACAUCCCCUUGUCGACUUAUGCCACUGCACAGGCUCAGCCAUGUGACACCGCCUGGCCAGGCAGUCCUGAGGAACAGACAAGUGAUCAGGAGCAAACAAAGGCGCUGGAACCGAGACCUACCCUAGCCCCUAGUGAGACGCCGCUCGUGCUGUGGAGCUUUGUUUAG